Botrytis cinerea B05.10 is the source of this 1129-nucleotide messenger RNA. RefSeq lists its product as hypothetical. The transcript is spliced from 4 exons. The coding region runs from base 200 to 889 and encodes 229 amino acids. NCBI's taxonomy places the organism in Eukaryota, Fungi, Ascomycota, Leotiomycetes, Helotiales, Sclerotiniaceae. The record is from RefSeq and is a predicted model, not a curated record.
GGUAUCACUUAUCAUUUCUUGGAUCUCGAGGUGUCCUUUCCACCUCUCAUAUUCAUAUCUGCAGUUGAAUCUGCAGAGACCUAGAACUAUUCUUUAUACUUUACCAUAUCUACCAUAUCUUACUGAAAACUCUAAUACCACACGAAACCCUAGAAUAUUCUUGAGUGCCGCAUCCUAUUAGCAGUUUGAACACGGAAGAAUGACAUUACCUUCGGAUUAUUAUGCCGUCCUUGGCGUACCAUCCACUGCAACUCAGCAACAGAUCCGCAAUGCCUACAAAAAAGCAGCUUUAAAAACACACCCCGACCGGGUCGCCUCUGAUUCCCCCGAGCGUGAGGAAAGAACACGUAAAUUCCAACAAAUCAACGACGCAUACUAUACCCUCUCAGAACCCUCUCGACGUCGCGACUACGACGCUGCCCGUACGUACCAUGGAUUUGGCUCUGGAGCCUCCACAGCCUCUACAUCUAUGGACGACGAUGAAGAGAUUCCCGAUCCCUCUGCUGGACCAGGUGGAUUCCCAUGGUCUAGUUUUGGCUUCUCGUCAAAGGCGAAGAAUCCAGAGGAGGAAGAGAAGUUUCAAGACGAACAAUUUGGAGAUGUCUUUGAGGAGAUGUUGAGAGAAGAGGGAAUGGCCCAGAAUAACAAUUCUCCCACUGGGAAGUUUUGGAGUAUGUUGGGUGGAUUGAGUGGAGGGGCUAUGGGCUUUAUUGUUGCAAAUUUCCCGGGAAUGUUGGCUGGAGCUGUGGCAGGAAAUAGGUUAGGUGCUGUGAGAGACGCGAAAGGGAAGAGUGUAUAUUCUGUUUUCCAGGAACUUCCUCAAAGUGACAAAGCAAGACUAUUAAGUCAGCUCGCCGCAAAGGUUUUCAGUCAUGCUGUAGGUUCAUGAAUUACGAUUUGAUACGAAUUUGAAGAGAUAUCUUUUGCUUUGAACUUAUUGACAAUGGAGCUGGCGUUGAAGGAUCCUAGGGUUAGGGUAUUGGGGGUAUUGGGUAUAGUUGAUCCAAUACAGCAGGCGAUUAAGAGGUUUAUACGAUGGUCGGGCAGCGUGAACAGGUCAAAUUAUGUAUGUAGAUAUCCAGUAAAGCAAUAAAAGAAGCUAAAUUUUCUAUAUUUAUGAGGUGAAUCA